AAACCCUCCUGAUCGAUCACACACCAUGCCGCUCAUAAUCAUAACAGGAUUCCCUUGCAGCGGGAAAACAAGACGUUCGGAGGAGAUCAAGAAGUUUUUUGAAGAGCGAUGCAAAGCCGAAAACAAAAAGCUUCGAAUACACAUUGUCAACGAUGAAGUGUUAGGCAUAAGCAAAUUAGCAUACAAAGAGGCAAGAGAAGAGAAGAAAGCUCGUGGAGCAUUGAUGUCAGCUGUGGAAAGACUUGUGUCCAAAGACGACCUUGUCAUUGCAGACGGAAUGAACUACAUUAAAGGAUUCCGGUAUCAACUUUAUUGCGUGGCUCGGGCAAUCAGCACACCACAUUGUGUGGUGCAUUGUGGAACACCCAUCAAUAUGGCACGCGAAUGGAAUUCGGAGCGGAAGGAGGGUGCUUAUCCUGAAGAUGUCUUUGAGGAGCUAAUUACAAGAUAUGAGGAACCUGAUGGCAGGAAUAGGUGGGAUUCUCCUUUAUUCACAGUCAUUUACGACGAUGCAUCUGUCCCACAAGAGAAUCUUUGGGAUGCUAUAAUAUUGAAAAAGCCGCCUCCACCUAAUCUCUCUACUGUAACUAAACCUGUAUCCGAAACAAACUUCUUGUAUGAGCUAGACAAGAUGACGUUGGAUGUCAUUAACUGUGUCUUAGAGACUCAAAAAAAUCAAGGACAAGGUGGAUUGCCAAUGGUGGUGCCUCGAUCAUCACAUAAGGUCAUUAAUCCUGCCAGAGCUAUCACCAUGUCGGAGCUACGGCGGCAUCGACGACAGUUUACGACCAUGAACAAACUACAUACUUCAACCAACAUCGAUGUUGUGGCAGAUAUGUUUGUAGACUACUUGAACACAAAUUUGGCGAAUUGAAAUAAAAAUACCAUCCAUAGAUACAAGAGCCUAUCAGUAUGCUGUGUUUCAGGAUCUAGGCUAAAGUAUAUCAAUUUAUAGAUGGGUAUGUCAAAUGCAUGCCUAGGGGCCAACCUUGUUGAGAUAGAGUACAAAGCAAUGAAAAACUAUUAAUAAGACACACAAACGAACGGGCUUUGUGUAGAUGUGGAUGCAACAUCUUUUGCUAACGUGAUAGCCGUCAGAGAAGUUACUUCAGCCUUCAUCAUCAUGUUAGGGUAUCUUGAGGUUUGAGUGCAUCUUAAGUGUAUAAGAAUCAUGCCUUUCCUCGUUCAGCGAGUGUAACAUGCGUUUCAAGAGUGGAUAGCAUCUGGUCCCAAUUGAUGAAGAUCUCAGAUAGGGUGUUCACCUAGAU
Umbelopsis ramanniana AG is the source of this 1268-nucleotide messenger RNA. RefSeq lists its product as uncharacterized. Bases 26 to 874 code for a protein of 282 amino acids. The transcript is spliced from 5 exons. The record is from RefSeq and is a predicted model, not a curated record. Lineage: Eukaryota; Fungi; Mucoromycota; Umbelopsidomycetes; Umbelopsidales; Umbelopsidaceae.